AUGGCUAUGUAUUUUCCUCUAGUUUUCUUGUCACUCUUGCUCGUUUCUGGUCAAAUUAUUAGUUCCCACGAAACCAAAACGACAUACAUUGUCCAAGUCCAAAACGACCUAAAUCCAUCAUCAAACCACACCGAUGUUGUAGAAUGGUAUAGUUCAAUCCUUAGGAGCCUCAAAGCUAGCGCUUCUAAUGAACCAAAAGUUCUUGACUUUCUCCAUAUCUAUAGAACCAUCUUCCAUGGCUUCUCAGCUAAGCUCACUAAAGAACAAGCCAUUGAGCUCGAAACACGACCCAACAUUGCUGGGGUUUUCCCUGACCGUGUUAGACAACUUCACACGACUCGGUCCCCUGAAUUUCUUGGACUCGUAGUAAACCGACCAAAUGGCUUACUCAAGGAGUCCAACUGGGGCUCAAACGUCAUAAUCGGAGUCAUCGACACUGGUGUGUGGCCAGAAGGACGUAGUUUUCAUGACAAGGGUCUGGGACCAGUUCCAUCCCAAUGGAAAGGACAGUGCGUAGCAGGAGAUCAGUUCCCGGCGACACUUUGCAACAAAAAGCUGAUUGGUGCGAGGUACUACUACAGCGGCUACGCGGCCCAGUUCGGCGGAGAGAACUUGGUCAAGUCAGCGAGAGACGAGAUAGGUCAUGGGACUCACACCUCCUCGACCGCCGCCGGGCGCGGAGUCGAGAACGUAUCUUUGUUCGGCUACGCCAAGGGAAACUCGCAGGGCAUGGCGCCUAAGGCAAGGCUUGCCAUCUACAAGGUUUGCUGGGAAGAUGGGUGUGCCACGUCGGACGUACUCGCCGCCAUUGAUGACGCCGUCAAAGACGGCGUCGAUGUUAUCUCGAUAUCCCUCGGCGGCGAUCCAAUGCCUUACGACAUUGACCCGAUUGCUAUCGCGGGUUUCGGCGCUACCCGAAAUGGGGUCGUCGUCUCGGCCUCGGCAGGUAACUCUGGCCCCGAACUUGAGAGCGUAUCCAACGCAGCUCCAUGGAUCACAACCGUCGGAGCAGGAACACUCGAUAGGAAGUUCCCGGCCGAGGUGCUCCUCGGCGAUGGUAGCAUAUUCACCGGGUCCUCACUCUACAGCGGUAAGCCAUUACCGGCGGGAAAAUUGUUUCCAAUCAUCUACGCUGGCGAUGCGGCACUGAGGAAGGAUGCGAACGACAGUGAUACAAAACCUCAGUAUUGUUUUCAUGGGUCGCUCGACCCAAAGCUUGUAAAGGGAAAGAUUGUCGUUUGUGACGCGGCUGGACUUUCUCCGGUGGAAAAAGGGGUUGUAGUCAAAGAGGCUGGUGGGGUCGGCGUCGUAGUAGGUAGCGAUCCGGAGUACGGCGAUGGCUUAUUGGCUGAAGCGUUUAUGACUCCAGGGCUUACGAUCACCGACUCCGCACGUGCCACUAUAGCUCAAUACAUAUCAUCAUCUGAUAACCCACGUGCGACAUUGCGUUUCUCCGGAACAAAACUUGGGGUCAAACCUGCACCACUCGUGGCAUUCUUCUCGUCACGUGGGCCCAACUCUCUUUCUCCUUACGUGUUAAAGCCAGAUCUGAUUGCGCCAGGUGUCGAAAUCCUAGCGGCUUGGCCUGACAACAUUCCGCCCACGUGGUAUUACAAUGAUACACGUAAGACUAAGUUUAACAUAAUUUCGGGAACGUCGAUGUCUUGCCCACACGUGUCAGGUAUAGCAGCCUUGUUGAAAGGAGUCCACCCGGAGUGGACCCCAGCUAUGGUCAAAUCGGCGAUGAUGACCACUGCUUAUAUGAACGACCGUGAUGGAAAGCCGUUGAGGGAGCAAAUCAACUAUACUUUGGCUACACCGUGGCUCACCGGUGCUGGACACGUGGACCCCGAAAAGGCCAUGGAUCCUGGCCUUGUGUAUGAUCUGACGGUGGAGGACUGCGUUAGCUUUCUCUGCUCCAGUAACUAUAGUGAUAGUCAGAUUAAGAUGAUCACCGGAGAAGAUGUAAAGUGUAUCGAAGUGAUAUUAAAGAACACUUGGGACCUGAACUAUCCGGCGAUUGUGGUGCCUCUGAAUGUAUCGGAACCGUCGAAGUCGAAGGUUUCAGUGCCGAGAACUGUGACGCAUGUCAGCGACGGCGCGUGCAAGUUCACUGUUAAAGUGACCAGCCCUAGAGGUACUGCCGUGAGAGUUGUUCCAGAGAAGAUGGAGUUUAAAAAGAAGGGUGAGAAAGAGAGGUACGUGGUCAAGAUUGCGGUGGAUGAGAAACGACGUCGUCUUGGGAAGCCUGGUGGUAGUGCGUUUGGAAGGCUGACGUGGACAUGUGAGAACUAUCAUGUUAAUUCUCCUCUUGUGGUGACUUGGGUUGAUUAAUUGUAUUGGUCUUUAAGAUGUUUUGGUAAAGGUAAUAAUGUUACUAGUAGAAUGAGUUAUGAAUUUGGUAUAUCGGUCCUAAUACUUACUCCAUAUUACAUACAAAAUUAUAAAAUAAUUUGUAUUUGCAUAUGUUUGUUCCAAUCGAUAAAUAUACGUACACAUAAAUAUAGUUUGGGAGUGCAUGGAUGAUAAUUACCACUAUUAUCUACAUACAUAUAUAUAUGCUCUACGUUCACAAGCCAAGA
This is a messenger RNA of Humulus lupulus (European hop), 2582 nucleotides long. RefSeq names its product subtilisin-like protease SBT1.5. The transcript has a single exon. Gene Ontology annotation, biological process: proteolysis. NCBI's taxonomy places the organism in Eukaryota, Viridiplantae, Streptophyta, Magnoliopsida, Rosales, Cannabaceae. Gene Ontology annotation, molecular function: serine-type endopeptidase activity. The record is from RefSeq and is a predicted model, not a curated record. Bases 1 to 2334 code for a protein of 777 amino acids.